CACACCACUGGCUAAAUUAAGCCAGUGAUCUAACCAUUUAACUCCAGCCACGCUUAGCUCUGUCAGCUCACAUUCUCCCCCAGGCAGAAGCCACUGGACUGCAGCAAGCAACACAUCAGUCAUCACAAGGAUACAAUCCUCUAACUCACAGAGUGAACUAAAAACAAAAGCCAAAAUGCCGGUUCCUUAUCCCGACAUGGAGAAGCAGAGGAGACAAAACAUUUUGGACGCCAGUGCAGAAAUAGAAGGAGAUCAUUUUAACUUGGGGAAGAAGAUGAGCAUUCCUCGAGACGUAAUGAUGGAGGAACUGAAACUGUUGUCGAACAGAGGCUCCAAGAUGUUUCACGAGCGACUGAAGCGAGUUGAAAGGUUCACCCUGGAAAACGCAAACACACAGACUUGUGAUGACACCGAGGGCAAUAAAGGGCCUGGGGGCAAUAAAGGGCCUGAAGACAAGAACUCCAGUGGCAGUCAGGUGGGCAUCAGCCAGCCUGGGAAGAACUGUCUGGUGAGCACACUGAAACACACUGUGGCCAGGAAGGGGAACCCUGAUGUUCUUGCUCCAGGUUACUCUGGGCCGCUGACAGAGGUACCCCACGAGAGAUUCAACGUCACCAUCAUCCCCAAGUCCUACAGCUCACCGUGGAAUGAGGAGAAGCGGGACACUGUGGUGGCGUCCAUCAGCGCCAACCUCCCCGAGCUGCCAGCCAAGCUCACCCCGGCCAACUACAAAUGCUUCAACAGGGCUCCGACGCCUUUUGGAGGGACGGCAGGGAGUGUGAGAACAUUCCCUUUGCCAGGGUUCGAACUCAAUCAGGCCUACACAGAGUCAAAUAUGACCUGGGAGCGGAUGUGCCACCGGCCCAACUUCAACCGCAGGCCCCAGGGAUGGGUCAGACAGUACACCCCCGAGUCUGAGGACCUCUGAGGAUGCAGUGAAGACUGGGGGAGCUGGACUGGGCUGAGCUGGGCGGCUGUGCCCCGUGUCCAAUGACUUGACUGACUGCACUGGCUUAAUGAGCAUAGAAGAGGAUUACAACAGGCAACACGGCAGCUGAUUUAAAGCUUCUACCUGAAUGCUGAAUGUAAAACUAACCUUAAAGAGCAGCUCUAGCAGGAUCUGAACUAACAGGGUUUUGUUGAGAAAAUACUACUUUUUUUUCUCAUUUGAAGGAAAAUGCAUAUCACUAUUCGAUAAUAAAUCAUAAAAUGAAAGGGUUUAAUAAAUGUUACAUUAUCACAUUACAAAAUUGUUGGAAACAAUACACAGAUGAAUGGAAAUAUCACAAAACGGGUUGGAUUGGUCCAAAUAGGACGACACACACACUACAAUUGGACUGGCAGUGACGACUGAGUCCUCCUCUUCCAUUCUGUAACAGUUCAGACUUUGAAAUUCUACAUUAGAGUGACAACGUCUCCACCUUGUGGAGAAUAAUAGUUACUACACCCUAGUUAUGCUACAGAGUCAGGCCAAAUGUACACAUCACAUUGAACACGCAACCUCCAGAAGGUCUCAGGUUCAUAGCAGGCUGAAUUUAAAGUGGAAAAGUUGUCUGGAUGUAAUGUGUAGAAAUAAAAAGCAUGAGUCAUCUGAA
This is a messenger RNA of Alosa alosa (allis shad), 1595 nucleotides long. RefSeq names its product myozenin-2. Gene Ontology annotation, molecular function: telethonin binding; actin binding; FATZ binding. The transcript is spliced from 6 exons. Lineage: Eukaryota; Metazoa; Chordata; Actinopteri; Clupeiformes; Clupeidae. Gene Ontology annotation, cellular component: actin cytoskeleton; Z disc. The coding region runs from base 176 to 928 and encodes 250 amino acids. The record is from RefSeq and is a predicted model, not a curated record.